AUGGGUUUGCAUCGUUUGCCGAAAGAAACAAGAAUUACUUUCGAAAACUGGACAAUGGAUGGGUAAAGGAAAUAUGGGUGCAGAAGAUGCAGCUAUGCUGAGACGAAUGCAAGAGGACAUGCAGAGUUCACGUCAUCUUGAAUUAACACAUGACAAAAGACCGAAAUUAGAAAGAGCUCAUAGUGCUGCUGAAAAAGAAAACCUUCCGCUCCUUCAAAGAAGUGAAAGUUUAUUCCGACGACAAUAUUCUCAGCAAGAACAGGUUCCUAAUCGAAGAUUAUCAACCAGUGAUAGUGGAGUGGAAAUGUCUGUAUCCCCUCACUCUCGAAGUUUGCCAAAUCCGCAUGUUGUUGUAGGCUCUUAUCCUCAACAAACGCCGCGACACCCUGCCGCUUUCCCUGAAGACGAUCCAAACAUUUACCGAGGGGAGUUAGAUGGUUUGAUGAGACAGCAUGCGCAAACGUAUCAAAGAUCACGCUCAAUUUUUCAGGAUCAAAAGUCAAAUCUGGGUAUGCCUUACGAUCAUUCUGGCAUAGAUAUUUCACGUGUUCAUUCUCUUCAACCCCAUCAUCAUCAAAACCAAGAAAAACAUCCUCAACGACUAGUCCCCACUGAUACAAAUUCCGGAUCUUUACAUCAACAACGAAGUUUUAGUAGUAGUGAAGAGGAACGUAGUACUCCUGAAUGUGCUAGUGAUGAACCUGAUGAGUCCGAGAAGGGUGAAAAGCAAGUUCCAAUUGAGGCGAAUCUAAGAAGUACCAGGAAUAAGGCCGGUGACAGAAAUUAUCGCCAAGUGAUGCUGGCCGAGAAGAUGAAGAAAUUUCUCGCGCAGCCGCAAGGGAGCAGUGAUAACCAGAAAAUGAUUGUCCAUAUGAUUUUACGGAAAUCUGCUGGUUCUGGAGGCAUUUUAGGGUUAAAAGUAACUGGAGGACAACUUCUUGAAGAUGGUAGAAUAGGAUCAGUUAUUGAGAAGGUUAAGGAAGGAACACCAGCUGCAAUUGAUGGUCGUCUGAGGCCAGGAGAUGAAGUAAUCAAGUGGAAUAGUCAUUGUCUACAAGAUAAAAGUGCUGAAGAAGUAGCAAAUAUUAUAGCACAGUCGAGAGAUGAUACUCAGGUGGAAUUAAUAGUUGCUAGAAAUCAUUUAGAUUCAGAAGAUAGUCUGAUUACAACAGCAUCUACUUUACCUAUACGAACAUCUACGCAUGCCCAGUGGAGGCAAAUGAAUGAACAUCUUUCCAAAGGUCAAAAACCACAAUAUAAAGAGUUAUAUGAUGUUCGAAGAGGAAAACCAUCGGUAUUAGUGACUUCACCAGGAUCACCGGAUUUACACGCUCAAGGACGUGGAGGAAAUUCACAUCUCACGAGCAAUCUAAAUGUUGGUGGGAAGUUACAAGUGAAACUUGGCUACAUUUUAGCCAGUAAACGUCUGAGUAUAACUAUCUUCUGCGCCACUGAUCUUAUUCCAAGAACUAAUGGUCAACCAAGGAAUCCUUACGCAAAAAUGUAUCUUCUCCCUGAUAGAAGUGAAAUUUCAAAGAGACGUACGAAAACUUUAGCAAAUACAAAUGAACCAAAGUGGAAUGAAACAUUCGAUUACAGCCUACGAAAAUCUGAUCUUAAACGUCGAUUGUUAGAAAUAUCAGUGUGGGAUUUUGUUAUUCACGAGGCUAAUGACUUUCUUGGAGAAGCGAUAUUGGAUCUUUCUAAUGUAAUAGAAAAGUCACAAUGGCAGUGGUUGAAUUUAGUUGCACAUGAGGAACGUCGAACAAUUCGGCAAUAUCACGAACCGUAUGAUGAUAUCGCAAUUACUCCGAUUGACUACCACCUAAGUCCACCAUCCACAACGUCUCGAUUCAGUGAUUCAGACACAUCCGAGUAUGAUAUUACUGAUUGUGAUGGACCAAGAGAGCAGAGACGAACUACAGAUGGUGCGAGCAUCAGUAGUCUCGGUAGUUCAUCUAGCCACUAUUCUAGUCCACCACCUGAGAAGGAAUAUGGAAUUCUAGACAAUGAACGCUGCAGUCGUCGAGAUAUGUUGACUCAGAACAAUAAAAGAGCCGCACUAAUGAUUACCCGUGAUCAUAGUAUUACAACAUCUAAUUACAUGGCAUACAAAAAGGAUGAUCAGUCACAUGGAAUGAUAAGCCACAGAUCUUAUAGCGCAGCACCCAUGGAAUCUUCUUAUAUUAGAUACAGAGGCAGAUCACAAAGUCCUACUGGACAUCGCUCUCUUUCACCUCCUGAACAUCGAUCAAUUCCCUACGCUUAUGGUUACAUAGCUACCAGAUUUGGAUCAAGAUCAGCCACAGCAACUCCAACGGGAUCUCCGAAAAAACGUCAACUGCCACAAACACCAUUAUUGAGAGAAAGAUUGGUUCAAGAUGAUUCUGGGAAGUAUAGGUUUAUGAGACAUCAACAUCGCCCAAUUCACACAACUUAUAGAAGUACUGGGAUAGGUGUAUGGGAAAGGCAUUACAGUGGUCUAUCAGAUUCUGAUCUCCUUCUAAUUGGCCACGAACCACAACAAUUGUCCCAUACUCAUCGAUUACAAAGGCAUCGACGAAGUCAUUUGAGUCCUGAUAAAGACGUUAUGGGAGACUUUGGUGAUUCUGAUAUGGAAAGUAUUGCUUCCGUAGCAAGUAGUGCAUUUAGCACGCAAUCGGAAAGGCCAAGAGGAUCUAAAGCCCUCAUAUCGACAGUUAAGAACAUGUCGAUUCCCAAAGCCAUAUUUCCUUUGCCUUCACCUUUUAGGCGCAGUAGGCGCAGGCACAAACCUAAAUUACCUUCUAGUGAAUGUCACUACCUAAUUAGUAAUAAUAGCGUCUCCAGUAAACUCUGGAAACCCUUCAAUAAACAUCACAAUCUUACCUCUAGCCCUCACUCUUCUCUCGUACGGAGCAAAUCUGCAGUUGUUCGCUCGAUACAUGAAAAAAAUCGUAUUCCUAUGGUAAAAUCUCAAACCAUUGAUGAGAAUCUUAUGAAGUACAGCAACUCUAAGACAAGUGAAAAUGAAGUUAUCGGAGAUAUUUCUUCUGAACGUCAUUCUGUGGAUAAUUGUGACGAUACAUGUAGUGAUAUUGUUCGUGCUAAAACGACAAAAUUACGAUUUCAACAUCUAUUGAACACUAGAAUGAAACAUUCUAGUAGCAUUCCAUUUCUGCCAUAUUUAAAAUCAAAAAUCUCGAAUUAUAAUGGUGAUAAGGCUAAUGACUACUUUAUUGAUAUAAAUGAUGAGAUUAGAAAUCCAGAACUUCCUAGAAGCAUAAAAAAUAUCGAAUACGACAUGGUACAGGAUAUUUUUAGUGAUGAUAGUAUGAAAACGGCAAGAAAAAAAAUAAAAAAAAAUAUGGCUGAAUUAGGUGAAAAGUUACCAAAAAUAGAAGAUUCUAGUAGAAGUUACUAUGAUUCUAACGAAGAUAGUUCGAAAAAUUCAGAGAGCGUUCUUGAUACUGAAGAAAAAUAUGAGUGUUGUACGUAUUCUGGGGAAUCAUUUCUUUCGAAUUUUGACCAAUUUAUUGAUGAACAUGUGAGCACCAGAUCGAAUGUUCAAAUCAACAAAAAUAGUAAUAACUUUUGUAAUUUUUUGAAUAGCAAUUCAAAUGCAGAUGAAACUGUAUCUCCAGAUAGAGGAACAACAACAUUAGAAGAACAUCUUUAUGGAUUGCUUGAAAAUGAUCACAUCUAUUGUAGUAUUGAAGAUAACCCUAGUGAUUUUUACAACAAUGAUUUUAAUGUUUUGAAUGCUAGUAUAGAUAUUUCAAAGAAAAAAGUUGUUCAAGACAAACAUAAAAGCAUUUCCAGUAGUUAUGACGUCAAACAGUUGAUGCCAAAGAGAGCUAACAGCUCUGAAGGUCAUUUAGAUAAAUUUCAUUUAGGUCUUCAUUCCUCAUGUAAAGGAAAUUCUAAAUAUCAUAACAAAAUAUUCACCCGUACAUAUUAUUUACCUGAAGUUCGUGAAAGAUCACGAAGUCUUGAAGAUAAAUCUGUACCUUUUCUCCGAGAGAACAUUUAUAGUAAUUUAGAAGAUUAUCGAAACAGUGAUGGAGGUAUGCAUUUUAAUUUUAAUGGAAAUAAAAUGAAAAACUUUAUUAAGCCAAAUUAUCCACAAGAUAAGAGAGCAAUUUUAGAGAGAGCAGAAUCUACGCCCGUGUUGAUUACUGAUAAGCAGCAAGAAUUAACAUGGGAACAAUAUCAGGAAUUACUGAAGAGACAUCGGAAUAGUAGCUGUUCUGAAACUCGCGAUGAAAGAAAUUCAAACGUAAGAAGUUCACAUCGAGAAAAGGGUUUAGCAAGCAUGUUUAUGAAUUCUGAUGAAGAUUUCGGUUCCAUCGAAACAGUAGUGGGUCCUGAUGACAGAGAAAACUUUAUUGAAAAUUUGAAUCAGAAACAGCUAUCACGACAGAGAUAUCCUUUAGAAGAUGAUAUUUAUUUGAAGAGAAAAUUACGGCCAGAUCGUUCGGGUUCUUAUCCAGGUCCAUAUCUGAAAGAAAGCGCUCAUAAUCUAAGUGCUCGAAGUCGAAAAACAAGUUGUCCUGAGUGCCAAAAUUUUUAUACAACUUGUCCAAAUAAAGAAUCGCAUUCAAAGAGAAUGAAUGAAAUCGACUAUAAUUAUAAAGAACAUCGAUGUUCACUUUGUCGAGAUCUUGAGCUCAAAAUGCCUCAACAAAUAUCAUUUGAAUCGACUCAAAGAGAGCAAGGAAGUAAAAGAAAUGUUGCUAUUAGUGAUACGCUGGAAUAUUAUGAGUAUUCAAUGGAAAGCGAAAGCCAAUGCAGUGAGAACUGCGGAUUUGGCCCGUACGAUUCAUUUAGGCCCCAAAACCGAGCACCCCGCCCUGGUAAUGCUAAUUUGAAUAUCUUUGAUUCCCAAACCGCUACCUCUGACACUGCUAAAAACCCACGGGCGAACGUCUACCAUGAACUCCCAUCACGAAACGCGACACGAAAUGACGAUGACAAUUUUGCUGCUGACGACAUAAAUGGCUCACAAUCAUUACCAACUGAUGAUGGAAAAUAUGAUGGUGAUUCUCACGAUCAACGAAUCAGUAAUGACUACAACAGUUCUAGUGGAUCUUAUGAAAAAAAUUUGAGACAUCAGGGGACUUCUGAAAAUGGAUGUAGUGGACAUUCUAAAAGAGGACAAUUUGCUAGAAGUUUAAGUAAUACCGAUGCACCGUCUGAGGAAAAAGUUGCUGACGGAAGUUUAAGCGAUACGGCUGUUAGCCUUCAUGUGGAAGAGACUACAAGAAGACAACGAAAAAGUUCCCCGAGUAGCAAGAGCGGAAGUGGAAGUAGCAGUGGCGGAGGAAGUUCUAUUCAGUAUCAAGCUGGGCUUGGAAAAAAAAGUAACAGUACAAGUCAACUGUCAGCUACAGAAUGCACCAUGACUGGCGUGAACAUGGCUUCAAGGAGCUCCGGCUUCGCCAGCCGGAAACGGAACAGCACACCGAAUAGCUUUCAACGUUCGCAAGAGGUGAUGCCGAUGUAUCAACGUUCCGGAGGAUGCAAAUACAUCGGGUCUGUUGUCAGUGACACGGCGGGAUCACUUAACUCGAUUUCUAGUUCUGAAGCAAGCUCCAGUUGGUCUCCAUGUUUGAGAUCGACAGGAGAAGGUGGUCAACUUAGUGAGUUCAUUGACGGCCUUGGACCAGGUCAGUUGGUUGGAAGACAAGUACUUGGAGCUCCUUCACUUGGAGAUAUACAGUUAGCUCUAAGUCACAAAAAAGGUUAUUUAGAAGUUGAAGUCAUUCGUGCAAGAGAUCUUCAACCGAAACCCGGCAGCAAAGUCCUUCCAGCUCCAUACGUCAAAGUUUAUCUUGUCAACGGAAAGAAAUGUAUAGCCAAAGCAAAAACAACAACAGCGAGAAAAACACUAGAGCCUUUUUACCAACAACCUCUUGCAUUUCGGGAGAAUUUCCAGGGUUGUAUACUACAGGUGACUGUGUGGGGUGAUUACGGCCGACUGGAAGGAAGGAAAGUAUUUAUGGGUGUAGCGCAAAUAAUGCUAGACGACUUGAACUUCAAUGAGAUAGUAUUUGGAUGGUACAAACUCUUUGGCACCACAUCUCUGGUCAGUGGUCCUCCAUCAGUUGUUUUAUCUCGUCGCUCUUCAGCUACCUCCUUGGAUUCUUUUAAACUUUAAUACUUAUUAUUUAUUGAGAUUAAAACUAUAAAUAUUAGCAAAUGUUAUUAAAAUGACUAAAGAAUUAAAAUGUUAAUAGAAAAAGAAAGGAAGUGGAGGGGUGAAUGGAGAGAGUGCCUAUGUACACUACUAAUAAGUUAAACAGCGAUCAAUUCCCACAAAAAAUGUCACGUGAAAUUGACGUACGUAAAGUAUACGAUAGCAUUAAAUUACGUGACAAAAAUGAUUCUAUGGAGGUAUUUUAUCCUUUUUACUAUAUUAAUAAACUACCAGUAGUUACAAAGAGGUAAUUAUUAAGUUACCAAAAUAAUUAUUGAAAAAAAUGUCUUUACAGUUCGGCAAAACUAAAAACACAUCAAGAGCUGCAAUAAAAGUAGCUUUAAUCCAAUGUAAAUUAAUUUUUCUUUGUAACAUAAAAAAAUUAAUAAAUCGAUAUUCACCUGCUAAAUCGAAAAUGGAAUCUUAAGAUAAUAAGAUCCUUUUUCUUCAAAAGAGUAUGCUUUCCUCAUAAAUAAUUUCUGCUGCCCAGUUGCUUGAUCAUUAAGACUAUGAUUAAUUUUUUUACUCUCGUUAGGUAAUGAUACUUCAUAUAUCUAGAAGCACCAGAACCCAAGCGAGCUACUAUCACUUUAGACAGAUGAUUUCAGCAUAAGGUGUGAGACGCGAAUUCGCCUUCGGCUUGAGCGUGAACGCGACAUGUCUUGACUGACGCUAUCAUUUCAAGUCGAUGAUAGCUCGCUUGGAUUCUGUGAUACAUACGAUGUUUUAUAUGCUAAAGGUUGAAUAUAAGGGCACAAUUAGUUACGGCUGUUGAGUGGAACUUUAGAGGGUAAAUGAGAGACACAGUGGGAAGAG
Chelonus insularis is the source of this 6994-nucleotide messenger RNA. RefSeq names its product Rab3 interacting molecule (gene Rim). Gene Ontology annotation, molecular function: transmembrane transporter binding; small GTPase binding. NCBI's taxonomy places the organism in Eukaryota, Metazoa, Arthropoda, Insecta, Hymenoptera, Braconidae. The coding region runs from base 59 to 6139 and encodes 2026 amino acids. Gene Ontology annotation, cellular component: presynaptic membrane; cytoskeleton of presynaptic active zone. The transcript has 19 exons. The record is from RefSeq and is a predicted model, not a curated record. Gene Ontology annotation, biological process: positive regulation of synaptic transmission; calcium ion-regulated exocytosis of neurotransmitter; regulation of synaptic plasticity.